UCCACGUUGAUGGUAAUGCUCGCCGGAGGAGAGCACGAUUUCACCGAGCUUUGGGGUAGAACCGGUGGUUACAAUGAUCCAAGUAGUAACAAACACACAUUGCCAUUGCAAGACAUAGUUCCGAAUGGGAAUUUCCGCAGUGCUAUUGUUGACAACUGGACAAACGCACAAUUUGAUACGAUUGUCGUGAGUGGUACAAACAUGUACGGUGACGUGUUUUGGGAAAUGGGUUUCAACUUCACGGGUACAACUCAGAGUCUUACGUCCUGGAUGACCGCAUCGAAUGUGAAGUAUUCAACGCAUGGUGACAUUGCGAAUAUUCAGAUUAUAUGGAGUGUCUCUAACUAUAACGUAAGAGUGACAACCAUGACAGACACAGAAUUGAAUUGGUUCGCCGUUACAUCGGCUCACACUUCAUAUAAUGGAAUGCCAAAAAUGUUUGCACCCAGAAAAGCAAAUACGGCAUUUACCAAACCAACAGUUAACGACGGAUAUCUCGGAUGCUGGGCCAGAUCUGAACUCGAAAUUAUCCCCGGAAAUUUUACGCACAUAUCGAUGACUUCCAGCAUGUGCGUGAAUUAUUGCUGGGCAAGAUCGUCUGUCGCUUACAUUUCGCAAAUAGCCGAUUGCGUCUGUGCCAAUGUACUCAAUGAACAGCCAGUGGACGUUCCUACACAAUGUACGGAGUUUUGUGCAGACUGGCUCAGCCCAUGCGGCGGUUCGACCAGUACUUACGGCAGUGCUUAUCACGUACAAGGCCCAAAGUUGCCCGGCGAGUUGACUCCUAUCGAGAUGUAUAACAAAAACUAUUUGUCCAGCGACAACAUUAUCCUGAUAGAUGAAGCUCAGAUCAAUUUCGGGACCGGUCCCCACAUUAUUACAAACAUCGGAGUGCAGCAUGAAAGCCUCUCACUUUUUGACGUUGCUUAUAGCGAUGAUAACUGCAGUACUGCUACAGAGAAAAGCACCUUAAUUAUUAUUUCUGGCACUAACUUUGCAACAGAUAACAUCCUUUACAAUGUGUCCAGUCUGCGAGUAGGUUGCAUUCGCCUUUAUGUCUCAGUGGUUAUUGCUGCAUUUCCGGUAACAGUUCGUCUUUACGGAGUAGAAGAUACCAAUUAUGUUGAGGUUGCUGUCAUGGUUAUUCAAGGAAUAUCGACAGUGCAAAAAACUGCUACAACCACCACCACAACAACUUCUAAAACAGUGUCUCCAACAACAACAGGGCCACCGACAACAACGGAGCCACCGACAACAACAGAGCCCCCGACAACAACAGUUCCAUCGACAACAACAGUUCCCCCGACAACAACAGUUCCCCAGACAACAACAGUUCCACCGACAACAACAGUCCCCCCGACAACAACAGUUCCACCGACAACAACAGAGCCGCCGACAACAACAGUGACGUAUGCAUCAACAACUACCCUGUCAACAACCUCCGUGACGAUAUCGACCGAUCAACAAUCUACAGAGACUGCUACAACACCUGACAUGUGUUAUUGCCCGUGUAACAUUUCCCUGUUCCAACUUAACAUGACUGCGGAAGAGCUACAAGAAAGGAUCUUGCAGAUUCAAAAACGCCUGUCGGUGAAUGUAUCGCAACUCUCUUCGACGAUAAGAAAGCUAACCAGUGCGAAGGACGAACGCCCUUCAGCAAUAAGCAUCGGUUCCAUGGGUGUACUUGUGCUGGUGUUGUUGUUCGCAUCCAUUAUCUUCAUCGACUCUGCGAUGUUGUACAGGGACCUGAAAAUGUUUUUUAAUAAUCUUCGGAACUUCGUGUGCUGCAAGCGAACACUUUCUAACUGACUUUUUUUUCAUUUCUGUAACUACCUUUGGAUCUUUUUAAUCCCAGUUAUUAUCAGUUCUUUAGUGUUUUGUAAGUAUUGUAUGUUAUUCCCUAUUUUGAAGGCAACUGGCGCCUAUGUAUACGAGUUUCUCUUGACGUCUCCUGAGUUUCAUAUUUCGUAUCUUUCUGAUAUGAAUAUUCUCAAAAUAUAAGACUCAUGCUGUACAAAAAAACUUAACAAACGGGAGUAUACUUACUCUUGGUGAAAUGUGUAGCGUAUUUAAAAGCAUUCCAAAUGUUAAAUCAGGUAUUCUACCGCAUCAAUAAAUAGGUUUCAAUACAAGUGUGAGGUUGAACGCUCUGAAACCGGUUGAAACCCCAAAUGCCUUGCGUUUACCGUUCCAAUGCGUUGACCCAAGCUGUAUUCUUGUAUGUGUGGAUGUUGUCUCGUAUUGGACCAACAAAUUGUAUAUAAUGAAAAUGCAAUACUGCUCCAGCAGCUGGAGUUUCACUUUUUUAUAUUCAAUGAGCCCAAUUAAAACAAUAUUUACAACAACAGAAUAACGUGUAAAACACGAUAUUCCAGCGCAACUGUAUUCAUGCCGUACAGUUGAUGUCAAGAAGGCACUCAGUUUAAGUUAUAAUGUACUAGAACCGUCAUGUCACAAUAAUAAUUAUAUCUGAUUUACACACUAGACUUAAAAUAAUUUAUUUAGCGUUUCUCUUAUAUUUAAUGAAGGCUCGUAAAUAUACAAAAAUAACAACAAAUGAGGUUCAAUUUUUUUCAAUUGUCUUUAUUUUUUCUUUAUAAUAUAUCAUACAUAAA
Molecule: messenger RNA, 2615 nt
Organism: Dreissena polymorpha
Lineage: Eukaryota; Metazoa; Mollusca; Bivalvia; Myida; Dreissenidae
Exons: 11
Coding region: 10-1809 (599 amino acids)
Cellular component (GO): plasma membrane
Source: RefSeq, a predicted model, not a curated record